Messenger RNA from Fulvia fulva, 1659 nucleotides. RefSeq lists its product as uncharacterized. The record is from RefSeq and is a predicted model, not a curated record. The transcript has 2 exons. NCBI's taxonomy places the organism in Eukaryota, Fungi, Ascomycota, Dothideomycetes, Mycosphaerellales, Mycosphaerellaceae. Bases 1 to 1659 code for a protein of 552 amino acids.
AUGCCAACGGACUGCUACCCUGCGUCUUUGCAGCCGACAACUCACAGGUCCGUCUGCGUUGCUUAUAUCUGCCUGGCCUACUUUGCUCUUCACACAUCCGUCACCUCUUUGCACGUGCACGUACCGUCUCAUCUUCCCCAAUUCUUCACUGCAGCUGGAAUGUUGGUCACAGAGAGACCACGCGAUGUCCACGUGCCUACCCUGCACUCUCAUCUCAUCAUGUCUGAUGCAAGGUCGAAUCCGUUGGACCUGACUGGUGCCCAUGCUCGACGCUUUCCUAGAUUGGCGGUCAGGAACCGUUCGCCAGUUGUAGUCACUGAGAGUGCAUGGUCGAGUGGGCAGAGCAACAGCGAAGCACCGUCACGGACCGAUGCUGGACGUCCCGGCGCCAGUCAUUCAAGACAGAACAGCACCCAGUCAUUGCAACCCGAUCACCAGCACCGCCGACGGCAGUCAAAGGCUGUCAACGUAGUGGAGCUUCAGCAGAGCGGGCGACAAGCAGCCAAGAAGAAGAGUGCUGGUGUGCUUGGCUUUCUCACUCUUAAAGAGCCGUCGACAUCAGCGCUGGAGGAUUUUGCCGAACAGGAGAGGAGGAAAGCUGCCCAGAAGAACCUCAAGUCGGACGGUGUCAUACUUCCAGGUGUCUCGUCUCAGAAGUUGCCCGAUCACGUACCCAAGGUCAACAGCAAGUGGGACGGCCUACCCGACUCCACCAAGCGUAAGUUCGACAAGGAUAGGGAAAGAGAAAGGGAAAGAGCCAAGCGAAGUUCUGUCACUUCGUUCGCCUCAAACAUCAGUGGGGAUGCACCACGUCGGUCUUAUGGUUCGUUGUCAAGCAAGCCUGCUGUGCGGCAGUCUGAGGACAAGACUCGAGUGACGGCUGGAGAAGGACAAGUGACGUCCGGAAGACGAGAUGACAGCGUCACCUCCAGAUUGUCAUCGACGAUGUCGAGCGUUACAAUUCCCGCCCUCGGGCAUACACAAGGUCAGCUGUCGGUCGACAUGCGAGCACAGAGAGCCCUGCACCCACCAACACCUCCAAGUGCUCUCAGGCUCGACUCGCAGGACGACGCCUUCGAAUUCGAUCUGCCCGAUGUUCCCAACAUUCAGGAGCGUGAUUACACUAGCGGUUCGGCCACAUCACCAGAGGCCUCCCCGCGAACACCUGCUUUUGACGCUGUCAGUCCAACCCUGAACCAUAGUACACGUGCACAAUCACCUGCUCUGUUGAUCUCAACAUCUCCUCAUGGUUAUGGAAACUUCUGGACGACGGACUGCGAAACCGUAGUCGGACAGGUACCUGGCAUCGACAUCUUGAGUCCUCCUGCCACGCUAUCUGAAAAAGCAUCUGGUCGUUCGCUAUCCAGUCACAUGGGUGCCACUAUGCCUGCAAUACAAGAAGCAGCUUCGACAAACGAUGGUGUGUCAGUCGUAGACAAUACUGUGGUCCGCAACAUUUCACGCCCGUCUCGUGGUUCGGAAACGCCUGGUUCUGCACCUACCCAGAAGGUCAAUCCGGCCGCAGCCGUGAAACCGAGCGAAAAGAACGAGGUACUACCAUGGGAAAUGUUUGAGCCUCCGAUGGAGAGCAUCAAGCACACCAAGGUCGCCUCGGAGUCCGGUAGGCUGAAGCGCUUCAGCAAGUUGGGACGAAAGUAG